Molecule: messenger RNA, 300 nt
Organism: Penicillium waksmanii
Lineage: Eukaryota; Fungi; Ascomycota; Eurotiomycetes; Eurotiales; Aspergillaceae
Exons: 1
Coding region: 1-300 (99 amino acids)
Source: RefSeq, a predicted model, not a curated record
AUGCCUUACAAGGCAGACCCUACGGAACCUGAAGCUAUCUGGCCCCCUACAGAGUGCAAUGACUGGGAUCAGACAUGGAUCUUUGACAAUAUGGCGCGGAGAGAAGUUCGAAUAGAGUUUGUUCAACAGCUAAAGGAGUUGGCCUGGGUGAUCAUUGACGAAACAACCGUUGGCCAACGUCGACAUGUUGCAGGAGAAAUAGGGGACUGCAGAUCGAAGGAAAGACAAUCACUGGAUGAAGCGAAAGAAGGAAAACAAUCCCUAAAUGCAAAAUCAGAAAUGGAAAAUGAGAUGGUCUAA